AUGAAUAAGAGAAAUACGAGUAAGAAAUCCAAUACAUUUGGCAAUAGCUAUGAUAGUAUACAAGGAUCAGGUUCUUUUCCGAAUACAUUACAAACUACCAGUGAUAUAAGCAAGAACAAUUUAGAUUUUCAGUUCGGAAAUACUUACGAACAAUCCUCACAGAAUAAUUCAUAUUCUCAGAGUGCACCUACUGACGAACAACAAGACUUACAGCAUCAUAGUCAAUCAAGUAAUUCAUAUUCUCAGAAUGCAUCUACUGACAAGCAACAAGGCUUACGGUAUAAUAAUUCUGACAAACAACAAGAGCAGCAUCAUAGUCAAUCAAGUUAUUCAUAUUCUCAGAAUGCAUCUACUGACAAACAACAAGGCUUACGAUAUAAUAAUUCUGACAAGCAACAAGACUUACAGCACCAUAGUCAAUCAAGUAAUUCAUAUUCUCAGAAUGCAUCUACUGACAAACAGUAUAAUAAUCCUGAUGAACAACAACACUUAUAUCAUAGUGAUGGGAAUUACAAAUAUAAGAAUUAUAAACCAAACAGUGAGGAUUACAAAUAUGAAAAUUAUCAAUCAAGUAGUGAAAACUACCAAUAUAAAAAUUAUAAUGGAGAUCAUAGUAUACAUGAAAAUUAUCGAUCAAACGAUGAUGCUAGUAAUAUGGAUAUUGAUCCAUCUUUAUGCAUCACUUCAGUUUUUCAUGUUUAUUUGCCAGUGAACAUAGAAAGCGCCUUGCAACCCGCGGUUAUUGGUAAUUGUUCUGCAUUAGGUAAUUGGACGGAACCUAAUGUUUUACUUAAGCAGAUUCCAAAUUCAGCUCUUUGGAUUUCCGAGUCUGUGCUCAUUCCUACAACCGUUGAAGUUGAAUAUAAAUAUUGUCUGUUUCGAUCCCAAAAAAAAUAUAUUAUCUUGGGUAAACCUGUUUAUGAUAUUGCGUGUUGUGAAGGCUACGGAAAAGACAAUAGGAAAAUGACAUUCAGAAAAAACCAUUAUGAUAUUUGGCAGAGUGUCAAUGAAUAUAGAUUUACCUAUUUGAAUCCUAUAAACGGCUAUCUUUUCGUCGAAUACAUUUACAAUUAUAUUAAAUCUCUUGAUUGUUUAAAAGAUGGAAUUAUGGAAUAUCAACAGAUUUACAAGAAUCACAAAGAUCUAACUGUCCGUGCAACAAAUAUCGAGUUUAUUGCGGGAAAACUGAGAAAUAGCACCUCAAAAGAACAGAAAAUUUUCUUAUGUAUUCUUCUUGGAUAUUACUUGCUUCAAGGAGGUAAAACUAUGAUAAAUGGCAUUUAUUUACCCGAAAAUUUCCCAUCAAACAUUAUAUUAGAAAAACUUGAAGACAUUAGUCUUGAUUUUAUACUUUCUGAUACAAAGUACUUGGUUGUUAAUGCAAUUAGAAGUUUGGUCCAGCACAAUUCAAAAUAUGGCUUUACAACUUGGUUCAAAGUAUUUGCAUUCGCGCAUGAACUUGAUGCAACAUACUCUUUUGUGGAUAUGAUAGAAUGGUACAAUUACAAGAAUAAGUCUGACAAAUUUUUUAAGUCAUUGGUGGAAGAUGUAAAGCCCUAUAUAAAGGAGGAGGCAUUUAGCAGAAUUACAAAUAAACUUAUCUGGUUAUCUUUUGAUCUAAAGUGUCUCAUAUUUUUGUGGAAAAAUAUUAUUGAACUAAAAAAUACCGACAGAUAUCUUCGCAAAGCUAUGAAAGAAAGAAUAAAUGAAUUCAUAAAACCAGACAAUCCCAUUGACUUGAAGAGACAUUUUGAUGAAUUUUCAAUGGAUCUUCAAGCCGAAGUUGCGUUGUCCUUCCAAGAAAAAACUUUGAAAUUAUUAAAUGAAAAAGGGAUAUCUUGGAGCAAUCAGAAUAUAACUUCUAUUCUAGACCUUCUUCAAAAUUCUAAUCUACAAUGGUCAGAGAAAACCUAUACUCAUGCACUCGAAGCCAUAUCCGAAUCAAAUCAAAUGGAAUUAUUAGAUAUUUUUCCUAUAAUUCUGAAAUUUGUCUCUGAAUUGGAUUUAUCAAUGACAAGCCAAUCGAUUUUUACAACAUCGAUUAGAUGGUUUAAACAAACUUGUUCAAUUUGCUCCAUUAAUACGUCUAAAGUUCUUUCUGAAAAUAAUCAAGGAAAAAUUGCUUAUACGAUUUUCGGCAAUCUUUCUAUUAUAUAUCCACUUAUCGAAAAGCGUCCAAAGAUUUGGGAAAAAUUAAAAAGCCAUGCAAACGAGAUUGUUGCACCAUUAUCUGAAGAUGUUUUAUUUUCCGUUUCAAUAUUUGCCGAUGAUUUUGAUCAAGAGAUAAUAUCUUACCUUAGAACUUUAAUGAAAACAAGGAUAGACUCUAUUAUUUGUGAGCUUGACAAUCAUUUAUUUAAAAAGAUUAUGAAAAUUAGUGAUCAUAAAUCAAUUCUAAAUCUGCCAAAUAAAUUUUGCGAGGAGAUAAUGUGCCAUAUUUUCAAUCGAUUACAGCCACAGACUGACAAGAAAUGCUAUGAUGAAAUAGCACACCAGCUUUCGAUUCUUAAAUUUUCACACUUUUGGACACUUAUAUUUAAGGCGACUGGCUUCACUCAAGCUUUACAUUCUCAUCCAUACGUCAAAACCGCACGAGAUACUGUAAUUCUGUUGGCAAAAAUGAUUCAUGGAAAUUCGAUUACCAUGGGUUUGCUUCAAGAAAUGCUUGAAUACCCUAACUCUGUACUUAAAGAUUAUAUUAAUUCUGCUGUUGGAACUACUGAGAACCUCAUUGUUACUGACGAAAUCCUUGAAACUUUACGCGCUAAUUAUAAAGAUUAUGAUUUAACAUUUAUCCAUCUCGAUGAAUUCUACACGACAUUCUGCUCUUCCCCCAUAAUACAAGACGCGAAAUCAUAUCACGAUGAUUUGCAAACAAGGCUUAACAAUAUGAAUACAGUUACUCUUGAAGAAUCACAUUCUCAGGAUCAUUGGUUAAAACAUACUCCAGCAAUUAUUACUAUGAAAUCAUCAUAUUACUUGAUUCAAUCACAAACGUUUAAAAACAUUUUUCAUACAAUACUACAAACAAUAUUAAAAGAGGAUGAGCGAGAAUUAGUCUUGGAAAUUGUGAUUAAAGAAAUCAUUCCACACUCAAUUGAGCAGUACAAUCUCGUAUGUAAAAGAUAUAAAACUUGGGAAAGCAUCAACUUUUUUGAAGCAAAUAAACUAUGGCAAGGUGUUAAACCAAAUCAGGUUCUUGAUGAGAUCAAAUUUAUCUCUUUUAACUGUAAUCGAUUUACAGAAUACAAUGAGAAGCAACGAUUGGUAAACGCAGUGAAUCAUUUGUCCGAUGUUUCAUUAUGGAUGGAAAGAUUAAAUAAACUUAAAAUUGUAAUUGAAUUUUUGGAAAUUCCGUUUAAUUCAACUCAUUGGGUGACGAAAUAUUUGAAUCUUUUAGAUAAUAAUAAGUUGGAGCUUGGGCAGUUGCAUAAAAUUUUUGAAGAUGUUAAUAAUUGUGUACAAAAACUAAAGUUAACAGAUGAUUGUUGGUCGAUAAUCAAGGAAAUAGCAUCUGCUGAAGAUUUUGUUGUUUUUCUAAAAACCCUAGUAGGUCACGAUCUUAAAAACUUAAUCAAUGGUGUAGAUGAUCAUUCUGAUGAACGAUUAAUCCAAGAAGAUACAGUUUCAACAUUUAUCCAAUUGAAGCAAAUUAUGGAGCCUUUAUUAAAAAAGAGUAAUGAUUCAAAUACUCUUGCAGUAGACAAAUUCUUACGGAAUCUUCAUAGUAUUUCCGUCAAAAACCCUUCUCUGGCUUCUAAAUUGAGGCUUUGCAAUGCGAACGCUCAAGCAUUAAAGAAUAUGUAUGAUAAUAUCUCGAAUCGAGGAGAAGUGACAAAAGAAAAGAUUUAUCAUGCAGUAACAAAGGGUGAAUAUUUAUUCGCGAAAACGGAUUCCAAUGAAUAUAAAUGCACGGCAACAUUAUCGUAUCUUUCUAGCAAAUCAAAAGGAAGAGUUGAUUACACAUUUGCCGAAUUGCAAGAUUUGCGUGGACGUGCUCUAUUAAUUGCCAAAGCACCUGUAAAUUCAAAGGCUUCAAAAGAUCAUGAAGAUACUAUCAACGAGAUAACCUCUGAUCAUAUGAAAGAAUUUGUCGCUCAAGUUGAUCUUGCUCAACAGAUAAUUAAUAUCGCUUCACAGUUAAUAGAGCUUGGCCAUUUUACUUAUCGAAACUUUCAAGCAUCGACUCAUUCUACGACUCAAAUGGAAGAUUUUCUUCAAGAGUUGAUAAAAGAUUAUAAAUCAUGGGAAGAGAUUUUCGCACGGGCACAAGAACAUCAUUACUAUUUGCUCUUUUUUCCAGCUCGACAUAUUAUGACCUUUUACGAUUAUUUUUCAAACAACCAAGAAGAUGACACCGCCAAAUAUAACAUCAAAGAACAAUGUUCGACACUUUUGAAAUUUGUUAAUGAUAAAGCCGAGCUUCCUGAUAUUGUCGAUGACAUCAACAUUCCGUGUGAACCUGACAACUAUUUUAAUAUUCUUUGUGCAAUCGGAACCGAGUUGCACAAUAUUUUAGAAAAUUUUCCGCCAAGGAAGCGUUUAAUAUCAGUUCCAAUUGAACAAAACCUGGAAGAUGCAAUUUAUUCUGACCAACUUUACAUCGCAACAUGUAAUGACAAGUUUCGGUCUUCUACCACUGUAGAAGAACUCUUGAUCUUCAUAAAACGGUGUUUCUUUGCUGAAGAAAAUGGCUACGGAGAACAUUUGUUUUGCAUCGCCAAUGUUGAAUCUUUAGAUUUUGAAUUGCAAUAUCAGUUAGUGACAAAUAUACGUUCCUUACGCCAACAAGAAAAUCGGUUCAACUUAUCUUUGAUAUGUUGCCGCGAAAAGGGCAUGCAUCAUCAUAUAUUAGACCAAUUUUCUGAAUUUGUUCAUGUAACCAGAGGUCUUAGCGCAGAUUCAAUGCGUAAUAUAUACGAAAAAUUGUGCCCGAAUGUGGUAACAGUAUCUUCUGAUUUAUCUGGACAAGGAAAAACUGAAUGGAUUAGGGAACAAAGUUUCGAACGCGGUUUGAUUCCACGAAAUUUCUUAAUCAGUGAUGGGAUGUCAUUUGAAAACCUCGCACGGAAAUUAUCCGUAAUUAAACUCAAAAAAACGGAAAGUUUGCAUUUAAAUAUUAUGUUAAUAGACCAUCCCUACGAAGUAAACAUGUUUUUAUUUGAGUUACUCUCGUUUGGUUGUAUUAAUGACAUCAAUUUUACCUAUAUACCAUCAACAUUUUUCUAUAUUGAAAUUGCAUCAACUACGGAUCAAUAUUUACUUAACUCGCUCCCAAUUACUGGAUAUUUAACAAAAAAACACUUGACAUGGAAUAUUAAUAAUCUUAUUGUUUCUCACACUGCAAACAGCCCAAUUCAAGUAGUUUCAAAAUAUUUGGAUGAAUAUGAUCGUGGCAUAAUAAACCAAGUAGAUAUCAAUUUUAAAGAACAAAAAAAGCAGUCACUCCCAUAUAAACGUUGCCAACAGUUGCUGCAAAAAUAUUUCUUUAAAAAUAAUACGCAAGAUGUUGCAUCAUAUCGUUUUCUUGAAAUAUUCAUUAAUGUUCUUGCUGACCAACUAGUCCGAAUGUCAUCAAGCACAUUUUUCCGCGUAGAGAUGUUGCAAAAGAUGGUUGAAGAUGAAAAUAUCCGAAAAACACUACUAGAAACUCUAAUAAAAGUUUCUAUGGACUUUGCCACACGUUCUGUGGAUUCCAAGACAGAGCAAUUAAAAAAUAAAAAUUUACUCGAUGGAAAGAACGCAAACAUAGAGAAUAUAAAACAUUGGGAAGAUUCAAAUCAUCUAUUAGUAUUUUUCUUGUCACAAACACCUGAUUCUAUCUGUGCUCUCUAUCGCAACAGAGCCAUGGUUCCAGAAAAUGUUAAAAAUCUAUUGAAAAGUCAACAUAUUCCUGUAUCAAAAACUGCUUUAAAUGUUCCAUUUGAAUUAGAAGACUUUGAUAAAAUGUCUUCAGAAGAUGUAUUAAUUCAAUUAGAAUGUCUGGCACGUGUAACACUUGAGAAACGAAAAUAUCCUAUGUAUGCUCUUUCAACGGACAAUCUUUUAAAAAUGGCAUUAAUUUUAUUGCGAUCUAGGGCAAACAUUCCGGUGGUUUGUUGUGGUGAAGCAGGAUGUGGCAAGACAAGUCUAAUUCAGUUUCUUUCAAUAGUCGUAGAAGUAGAAUUUCGAGCACUUAAUCUUCAUGCAGGUGUUAGCGAACAGCAAAUAAUUGAAUUUAUACAUAGCGCAGAAAAAGUUGCACAGGAUCGUGAAGUUUGGUUAUUUUUUGACGAAAUAAACACUUGUAAUCAUAUUGGACUUCUUGCAGACCUCAUUGCUCAUCGGAUCCUACUUGGAAACGAAAUUCAUCAAAAUAUUCGUCUGUUUGCAGCAUGUAAUCCUUAUCGCUUACGUCAAAAAUCUGACACACAAGUAGGUCUUUUGGCCAAAAGAUAUGAAGAGCAAAGUAAAUUAGCAUAUCAAGUACACCCACUUCCGGAUCAAAUUUUAGAUUAUGUAUGGGAUUAUGGAAUCUUGAAAGCAUCGGAUGAGAAAAUUUACAUCGACAUAAUGGUCAAGAAAUUCUUAAAAGAUUUGGGGACGCAAUUAUUCGCAGAGUUGUUAGUUGCAUCACAAAAAUUUACUCGAGAUCAUGAGGGAGUGCAUAGUGUUAGUCUUCGAGAUGUCAAACGAGCCAUCAUCCUGGUCAAAUUCUUUAAUGAAAGUUUUAAGAAUCCUCAUCGAAAAUCUUUAUUUGCAAGGGACAAUAUUACAAGAUCUUACAUAUUAGCAUUAAGUCUUUGUUACCAAAUUAGGUCAUUCGAUCGAAACAUACGUACACAAUAUUGUGAGCAAAUGUGCGAAAUUUUCAAUAAAUUUAGAGGUAACAAGUUUAAACAAAUAAAUCCAGGCAUUUUUAAAGAAAUAAUUCGCAAGGAACAAGAAGACUAUAUGUCACGAAUGACGAAGCCACCACAAACUGCUGAAAAUGAUGCUCUCCUUGAAAACGUGUUGGUAAUGAUCGUGUGCAUAUUAACACGCAUUCCGGUAUUUAUAAUUGGCGCACCAGGGGCUUCAAAAUCCCUGGCUAUUCGUCUAGUUAGCCAAAACCUUCGCGGGUCUGAUUCCGACGAUCCUUAUUUCAGAGGACUUCCUCAAGUUUAUGUAAUUCCACAUCAAGGAUCAUCAUCAUCAACAUCCGAUGGCAUUGUUAAAGUAUUUGAUAAAGCUAAUAACUAUCAAAAAGGAAGUUCAGAUGAAUUUCCGUUAAUAACCGUUGUCCUACUUGAUGAAAAGACAAGUCCGUUCAAUCCAUUAAAAGUUUUGCAUUCUUUACUUGAACCAAGUUAUCCUGCGGAACUUCCAAAUGUUUCUGUUAUUGGAAUUAGUAAUUGGAGGCUUGACAAUUCUAAAUCGAGUAGAGCUUUAAUAGUGCAAAGACCAAAGUUCGAACAAAGUGAUCUCAUUGACACGGCAAAACGGUUAUUAGAAAAGAAUAAAUUGACAUCAUGGAACAGUUUUCGCGAAACAAAGCUUCAAGCCUUGGCCGACUCCUAUCUAGAAUAUGAAAAAAAUCAACCAAUUCCCAAUUUUCAUGGACUUCGAGAUUAUUAUUCUUUUAUUAAAAGCCUUAACAGUGGAGAAUUUAAGCCAGAACUUACCCAAAUGUCCUUCGCAAGAAAUUUCGGUGGCACAGACCAAUUAAAUAUGCUAUGUCAAAGUCAUUUCCAAAAUGUCAUAACAAAAUUCCAUGGCCGUAUUAAUCACUUUAAGAAAUUUUCUGUUGAAGAACUUAUAAAAGCGAAUCUCGAAGACACAAAUGCCCGUCAUUUAAUGAUUAUUGGCAAAAGUGAUUCGAUAGUUAACAUUUUAACAUAUAAAUUGAGGCUAUGGAGUAAGGAAUUUUCAGAAAAAAAUCCCAAUUCUGACCAAAUUAAUACUUGGGAUCUGGAUCCAGUUAUUAUAUAUGGAAGUCAAUUUCCGGAUGAUUUUGAUGGCGAUUAUCAGUAUGGAAUACUAAAUCGUAUUAUGGUGUGUAUUGAGGCUGGAAGACCAUUAAUUUUAACAGACCUUGAAAUUAUAUAUGGAAGCCUUUACGAUUUAUGGAACCAGAACUAUAUAACUGUGGGCAAGGAAGGUGAUCAAAAAUAUUAUACACGCGUUGCAUUGGGCGCUUAUUCGAACCCUAUGGUUUGUGUUCAUAAAAACUUUCGUUGCAUAUUGGUACUCGAUGAAAAAAAUGUGAAUUAUGCAGAUCCACCACUUCUAAAUCGAUUCGAGAAACAAAAAAUGUCAAUCAAUGAUAUCUUGGAUGAUGAGAUGAAAGAAAUGGUUGAAGAGAUUGCAAAUUGGGUAAAACAUAUAUCAACGUGUGUCAAAGAAGACAUGUCUAAAUUAGAUUUUAACGAUCAUGACACUUUUGUUGGAUUAGACAGAGAAGAGACGCUACAAAGCUUGGUUAUUCUUAAUAGCAACAAUUCGCAAUUAAAGGAUAAAGAGUAUAUCAUUGAUAAAUGCAAAGAACAAUUAUUAGGGAUUGCUUUAUCAGAUGGAAUUGUAAGAUCAAAAAGAUCAAUGUUGGCAUCCAUAAACCCGACAGAAGUUGAUCGUUGGUAUAAUUUUUAUUUUCACCAGCAAUUUCAUCAUGAUCUUCCCACAUAUAUUCGAUCCCUAUUAGAUAAACAUAAAGUUUCAGAGAAUAUACAAGGUUUUAAAGCGAUUAUUAAUACAUUUUCAAACAUCAAUGCUGACGUCAUUUCUUACUUGAAUGACAUUAUAACAUGUCAAGUUGACAAAAUCUCGACAUUCAAGUCUGAAGCUCAACUGCAAUCUCGCAUCAAAUAUUUCUGGCAAGAAUCAGAAGCUGAACUAUUAAUCUUACAAUGCGAUCUGGCAACCAUAAAUGCUGGGUGUAUAAAACUUGCAAAAUUUCUUAUUGAACAGCAUAAUAAUGAUUCUUUAUUGCAAGAACAAACUAAGCAUGUCUGCAUAAUUCUUCAUAUGAAGAGAGAAAAUGACAAAUCCACUAUGUUAUCAUUUAAUUUCAUGUGCGGAUGGGAUUUGGUUACUAUAGAGAACUUGGCCCAACAGGAAUAUCCUUUAUCAACUUAUUUAGACGGAAGUUUAAUCGAGAUUUUGAAUAUAACGCAUGCAUUUGAUGAAAUAAUUAAUCAAGACUUAUUGUGGUGUUUGUUGUGUAUGAAAUUUCAAUCAUCUGAUGAAUCUGUUAAUUACAUAAAAUUUCUUGCUCGAAAAAUCCCGGAUAAUGUAAAAUUUUUGGAUUGCCUAAAAACCAGAACAUAUGAUUGGUGUAAAGAUAAUAUAUCUGAAAAUUGGCAGUUAAACGUGGCAAUCGAUAAGACCUACCUAUAUUUAUAUUCUUCAUUUUCAAUAGCUCUACAAACAUACAUCCGCAAUCAGAUAAAAAAACCAAUUUCUCAGCUUCUUUGCGCGCUAGAGAGGUUAUCAGGUUUAUCUACGAUCAUUUUUGAAAUCGAUGAUACAGAUCAUUUUGAACUUUGGGAAAAAAUUUUCAUGGACACUAAGAUCGUUAAUAUCAAAUUCAUGCCUGAGCCAAAACCAGAUGUUUAUUUUGUACCAAGCAAAAGGUAUGAUUUGAAAUUUCCAUUUUCAACCUAUUUUAUGGAUCAAAUCAACAAAUUCAAGAAAUUGUAUCAACAAGAUCUGGAGGUGUUAGCGGAGGAUGAAGAAAACCUUGAUGAAAAAACCGGAGAACUAAAAUCUAUAAUUGUAAAUGAUUGCAUUGAAAGAUUUUCUAACAAUAUUAUGCGUGUACUUCCAACGCUUAAAUUACCAUAUUUUUAUAAUGCAGCUGAUCUUUAUUUCAAGGAUUUUGUUUGUAUUAUUUCACCUGCAUCUAGAGAUGAUGAGAAUAAUGAAUUAUUGUGUCGGAUAAUUUCUCAUCAUAUGAAACAACAGGUGCCUAACCCUAUUAGGCUUCAUGUGCACUGGUGGUAUAACUGUGAUUUAAUUCUAGCUGAAUUGCAAUUAAUAUUGCUUUGCCCUGAUGUUAAAGAAAAGGUGCUUGGUACAGAAUUUGAUGAAAGCAUGGAAUUGAAUUUUGAAGAUCUUUUAUUGGAGCAAGUGUCAGGGAUUAUGAUGGAAGAUCUUUGUAACAUUAACAUAGACGAUCAGCUUCAACUUUGGCAGUGUAAUGUCACAAAAUUUUUAUCGCUAUCUAAUAAAUUAUCGAAUUCUUUUGAUAACCCGAAUUUACUUAAACUGCGCGUAUAUAAUGAUCUAUCCAAAUCUCUUCCUUUCACAAAGCUUCUCGAGAUCAGAAAAUUUGAACUAGAGUUAGACAACGAUGACAUGUUUUCUGAACAGUUUAUAGCAAUUGUAUUUGAAAAGUUGAAUGAACUGGAGCAAACAGAGCAAAAUCUGUCAACUAGAAGAUCCUUUAUAUAUAGGUGUUUAGGAGUGCUCGAAGAUGAUUCACCUGCACGCCUUCACCUCUACGUGAGAAUUUUUUCUCAAGACCCAUUACCAUUAACAUUCGUCAUUAUUUACAAUAUCUUCUACAAUGAAAAUUUGGAGGAUGAUAUAUUCUUUAAAUUGAUCGAUAAUCCACUCGAAAUGCUAGAAAAUUCAGUGCAGCUACAGACUAUUGAAGACGUAUUAUCGAAACAAACGGAUUCAUCAAUGGAAGCAUUAUGUUGUGAUGUAAUUCAAACAAAAUUUUUUAUGUCAUACAAAUUUAAUCAACUUACGCAAUAUUAUUUGAAGGCAACUGAAAUUCUGAUUACAAAUGAUGUAAAAUCAUUGCAGCUUAUCUCUGCAAUUGCACUUUUAAAAACAUUCGCAAAUAAACUUUGGAAUUCGGCUGCAAAGUCAAUAUCUUUGACUGAACCAAUAGAAUUUGAGUUUGAAGAUGAUGAAUUUAGUAUUGAUUGUUUGAACAAUCGAUUAUUGUUAGAUCAACCCUUGAUCCAUUCUUUCAUGGUCUAUUUGUUGAAAUCUUUACGUCUGAAAGGAUUAUCUAUCAAUGAUAUAAAACAAUUUUGCGAAACACAACAACAGCUGCUUCCAUGGCUUGGUGGACUACUGUGGGAUGGUCAUGACAAUCGUCUUGAUUUUAAUCCAUAUUGGUGCCUUGAAUAUUAUAAGCAAGCUGAAUUGGCUUCAAAUAAAAUCCAUUUGGGAGAUAAAUCACAUUUGAACGAAAUAUUACAUGAAAUAGCGGAUCAAAAUGCAAGUGAUGUAAUCGCGAAAAAAGUUUCACUUGCAGGAAUGAUGAUAAAUAAAUUUUACAUUAUUCAAGCUUCUCGCGAAUUGAACCAGUCGGAGAAUCAUUUAUCACAUCAGAUUAUUGAAUGUUUAAAUUCGUCACAACUUCCUGAUGUUUAUAAAAACAAUCUUCUUAAUUUCUUAUCAAAUAAGCAUCCAUUUCGUAAAAUUGCAACUAAUGAUGACAAUACUAAACUGCUUAUAUCUUCGAUUAUUGCGCAUGUUGUUGCGUUGCAUAUUUCAAUUCCGGCCAAUGCCUCUCCAUUGGCUGCAUAUAUGCAAGAUUUAUCGAACUACAGGAAUACUUUUAUACUGACAUGUCCAUCAGAUGAACAAUCGGUAAUACUUAAUUUACUGAUCGCGGAGACACUACAAUCACCAGAUUACACAUAUGUGUGUUCUUGUGGAUAUAUUUAUGUGGUUGUUGAUUGCGGUAACGUAGCCCACGAAGGCAAAUGUCCAAAUUGUAGAAAAGUGAUUGGUGCUGUAAAUAAGGAAUAUGGAAAAACUGCUCAAGGAAAUAUUCGUCUAGAUGAAAGUCCGCUAACUCAAACAACCAAUGCUCAGGAUGAACAAGGAUAUAUUAUAGAGACGCGUAAAACUGAAAAUUAUUACAGUGUCCGAUCGAUGUCACCAGCUGCAUACAGAAUCCUUCAUCUAUUUGUGCAUGCUAUAAUUGGUAUACAAGCACCUUCAGAUGUUGUCACCGAAUUUAUUACAAAUGAUAAAAACGUUAAUGAUAUCGGUGAUAUUAUAAAUUAUUGCGAAAGACAUAUAAAUAACGAUUGGGAAACGUUGAAAAAUAUUUUGGCCUGUGGAGACGAGCAUUUAGCACUGGUUAUUCACUCCAUUCUUUCAGAAAUGUCGCAAGAACCUCCGCAAGUAACAGAAAAGCUUCUGACAUCUGUUCAGAGAGAAGCUUGGGAAAUGCAAUUUAGUCAGCGGUAUGUCUCUCCAAAAAUAAAAAAUGUCGUAGAGACCGCUACAGACUUUCGCAUGGCGAUGGCUAUAAGUGCCCCGAAAAUUGAAGGUGAAAUUAAUGAAACAGUUAUGGUCAAUGACAAAUACCGCGAGGAUCACUUACUACGUUUAUGGCGUUUAAUUGGAGAGACAAACAUGAAUAGUUUUAGAGCAUACUAUUUAUGUAACAAUGAAUAUGCGAAGUUAUUCCCAUUUUUAAGUGUUUUUUUAAGGCAUGAAAAGUAUUUAUCGCUUAUUAAGCAUAUUUUACCUAUUGUAAAAUUUACACAAAUCUUAUCAUCGUGUCUUUCAUAUCGUAUUGAAAGACAGGAUGCGCGUAAAUUAACCUUUCGACAGUUCAUAAUAAAUGAAAGUGAAAGUGAUAAUACUGGAGAAACUGCGAGGUCAUUAAAUGAAGUAUUCAAUAGUUUUGCUGACUCGUGGAAUACUUUGGUUCCAUAUAUUAAACGAUAUGAUUGUACUGAGCUACCAAAGGAAAUGCCAAGAAUAAAUGAUAAUUUCUCUGUCACCUAUGGAUUGUUGGAGCCGCUUAACGAAUCUAUAUUUAUAUGCGCUGCAAUAGAUUUUGUGGCUAAGUUGCAAAAUAAUUUUCUCAAGGAUACUUUAGUAAUUCCCUCGGGAACUUGUGAAUCUUUAAAAUUCUUGGAACAUACAAAUAUUCAAAUUAAUGAGCAAAACCAAACUGCAAUCGGUUAUCAUAUGCAAUCUACUUCACUUGAAAACGCAUUGGAAAAACAUAUAGUACAAUAUGAUUGUGACAAUAGUAGCAAUGAAAAUUUCAAAUAUAGCCAAUUUGAUUUAAGAAUUGGAUAUGGUCAGGAAGUCCAGUAUGAUCUACAUAAGAUUGAGGCUGAAUUAGCUCUAUCAUUAGUAUAUGAAAAAAAAUUUAUUGAGGCUAACAAACAUGGAUUAUAUUUAGAUACUUUUAUAUAUCACAAAGAAAUGUUUAAUGAGUCUAUGAGAAUCUUGCGUGAAAUCAAAGAUUUAUUAACACAGGAGCCAAUUCCAGAUGAUAAAAAAUCAAUAUUUACAGGAUCUUGUACAAAUUCAUUGCAUGAUAACAUAGAAGGAACAUUAACAUUGGAGAAUCCCAAUGAAUUACUUUCAACAUUAGAGAUGAUUCUUUGUUUUCUUAAACGUACUUCGGGUGGAGAUUGUAACAUGUUAAUUACAGAAUAUAUAACACAAUGGAUGAAAUUAUCAGUAUUGAAAGAAAAUAAUAGCUGUUACAAAUUAUUAUUAAAAGCAGGACUACAACUCAAGCAUAUAGUUGCAUUAUACGAAUUGGUCGAAGAACAAGUGGCAGAUGUGGUCAUUAACUAUAUUCCCUCAAAGUAUCGGGCUGAUUUAAGUGAUCUAAUCCAGCAAGAUAUCAUAGAAUCAAUUGAUCUUGAACAGGAACACCAUGUUUCAAAACCUGCAAAGGCCACCAAAAUUCCCGCCAAGUUAUUUAUUAUAGCUUUGAAAAGAUUCAUUAUAAGAUAUUUGUCUAAUAGUACUAACAAUGAAGUGUUCAUUGAAAAGUCUCCUUUAUCAAGUUACCUUGCAGAUAAAGAGUCUCUGGAAUGUUGGCCUGAAAAUGUUUCUAAAGAAAUUAUUAUUGAUAAUUUUCCAAAAUCAUUGCUUAUCUCUCAUGCAUUUGCAACUUAUCAAUUAAUUAAAAAGGAAAUAGAGGUAAUAAAUAUUCUAUUUUGUUCAGUAUACUUGUUUUAA
This is a messenger RNA of Cetraspora pellucida, 13923 nucleotides long. NCBI's taxonomy places the organism in Eukaryota, Fungi, Glomeromycota, Glomeromycetes, Diversisporales, Gigasporaceae. The record is from the annotation of a GenBank genome assembly.